Molecule: messenger RNA, 1561 nt
Organism: Ipomoea triloba (trilobed morning glory)
Lineage: Eukaryota; Viridiplantae; Streptophyta; Magnoliopsida; Solanales; Convolvulaceae
Product: receptor like protein 29-like
Exons: 1
Coding region: 18-1427 (469 amino acids)
Molecular function (GO): protein binding
Source: RefSeq, a predicted model, not a curated record
AACUCACUCUUUCUCUAAUGGCAUUGCUGUCUCUUGUGCUAGUAGGAGUUCUUGCAGUGGCAGCUCAUGGAGAUGGGAGUGCAAUGGAGGAAGAAGAGCUGUUAGGGCUAUUUGAGGUGAUGGGUUCUCUUCUGGAGGACCCAACAUGGCCACAAUUCCACCCCCUACCAUGCACAGAAACUCCAUGGCCAGGGGUGGAGUGUGAACUUGGGCAACAAGAAAACCAAAACCCUUCAAUCUUUCAUGUCACCAAGAUUCACAUUGGCCCUGACAUUCUCACCCCACCAUGUAAACCCUCUGCAAAAAUCCCCAAUUCUCUCCACAAAUUGCCCUACCUCAAAACCCUUUCUUUGUUCAGCUGUUUCACCACUGCCCCACUCUCCCUCCCACCCUCACUCUUUGCCUCAUCUUCUUCACUGCAACAUCUUUCCCUGCUCUCAAACCCUGGCCUCACAGGGGAAAUCCCUUCAACUUUAUCCCACAUUUCAACCCUAAAGGUCCUGUCUUUGGCACAGAACAGCCUAGAAGGUGAAAUCCCCAGACAGAUUUCUGGGCUGGUGAAUCUGGAGCAGCUUGAUCUGAGUUACAAUAAUCUGAGUGGCUCAAUCCCUGGGGAAAUAGGAGGGCUCAAAUUCUUGAAAAUCUUGGAUCUUAGCAAGAAUGGGUUCACUGGAAACUUGCCAGAUUCUGUGGGUGGGUUGCAGAAUCUUCAGAAAAUUGACCUCAGCUCAAACAAUCUUCAAGGCAUGCUCCCUCAAGAACUGAGGGAGUUAAAGAGGCUUACCUUGUUGGAUUUCAGUCAAAACUCUCUUUCUGGUCCAAUCCCAGAAAGCCUAUCAGGUUUGGAGCAAUUACAGUACUUUAUACUUGAAAACAACCCAAUAAAUGCAGAAAUCCCUCCAUUUUUGGGCUCAUUACUGAAAUUAACUGUGAUUAGUCUUUCCAAGUGUGGGCUGAGAGGUCCAAUACCUUCAUCACUUUCCAGCUUGAAAAACCUCACAGCAUUGUCCCUAGACAAGAACAACCUUAAUGGGACAGUGCCUCAAGAUUUAGGGACACUUCAAAACCUUGGUUUGCUCAAUCUAAGCCAAAACAAGCUGAGUGGAGAGCUGAUGUUUCCUCAAGAAUUCAUCCAAAGGCUUGGGGAAAGACUAGACCUCAGGGAGAACAAUGGGUUAUGCACCAGACAAAUGUUGCAAAAAUUCACGAAAAACCAGACUUCAAGAUUUUUACAUAGUUAUUGUUUUGGUACAAGGUUUGCAAGCAGUAACAGAAGUGAUUCAGAGCACACAAAUGGUUCCAAGAAAAUGAAGCCAACUUGGGGCCAAGGUGAGAUGGGAUCAAGCUGCAGUAGUCAUGGGUUGUUACAUCAAAAGGUUGUGUUUUCCAGUAUGUUAUGGACUUUGGUUCUCUCAUCUGUACUCUGAUCUAGAAUUUUGGUUUUUAGCAUUUGGUCCUCAAAUGGUUGGUGAAUAUUGUUGUGGUUUUACCAUUCAUGGGUCAUUUUCUUCUUGUACAAUAGUAAUUGCAUAUGAAAUACAGUGCCUAAUGAUACAUUAUA